AGAAGAUAGGUCAGUUGGUAGUAGUUGUGUACAUCCAGUAUUAAUAAAAAUUAGUUUAAAUGUUAUAGUUGUGGAUGUGGAAGAAUUAGAAGAAAAUAGUAAAAAGAUAAGAUUAGUUGUAUUAAUACAAGAGUUAAUUGAGAGUAAUUGCAAAGAGGGUCAAGUUGUU
Molecule: messenger RNA, 169 nt
Organism: Ambispora leptoticha
Lineage: Eukaryota; Fungi; Glomeromycota; Glomeromycetes; Archaeosporales; Ambisporaceae
Source: the annotation of a GenBank genome assembly